AUGGUUGAAUGCUUAUUUCAGUAUAUUGGAGUCGAAGAAAUCAGCGGGGAAUUGGUGGUUAAAUCUGAACUGGAUUACGAGCAGAGGACGUCAUACGACUUUUUGGCGAUUCCAGUUGAUGGAUCGAAAGCAAUUCACGUGUACGUGCACGUCAUCGAUGAGAACGACAACGCACCCAUAUUUCCGGUGCCGUCUGUCAAUAUUGAGAUUUCCGAGUAUGCGCGUCUACAUUCUGAGUUAGCUCUUCCGUCGGCAAUCGAUGCCGAUGCUCCUCCACUAUCGAUUCAGAAAUAUCGUAUCUUAUCUGGAAACGUGAAUAAUGCUUUCAGGUUGGUUUCAAAUCGAGUUGUGCAGCCGUAA
Anisakis simplex (herring worm) is the source of this 360-nucleotide messenger RNA. The record is from the annotation of a GenBank genome assembly. NCBI's taxonomy places the organism in Eukaryota, Metazoa, Nematoda, Chromadorea, Rhabditida, Anisakidae.